AUGAAAAAACUUCGUGUUUUCAUUGGAAAUAACAGAAUGCAAAGGACAGUUCAUGCAGCGAUACUUUUCUUAUUGGUAUUUUUGUUGAAUAUAGCGAGUUCCCGAGACAACAUGCUGCCAACACACGUGAAGUUGAGCUCAUCUCUCACCUGUCGGCUCGUGGGAGGAUUGACCAGAGAACAAAGAUCCGUCUGCCACCAAGCACCCGAUACUGUCGCCAUAGCCUUCGAAGGUCUACAAUUAGCGGUCAAGGAAUGCCAGCAUCAGUUCCGUUGGCACAGGUGGAACUGUUCCAGCCUUAUGACCAAGAGCAGUAAUCCUCAUAGCAGUUCUAUUAUGAAAAGAGGAUUCCGUGAGACAUCAUUUCUCUACGCUCUUACAGCGGCAGGAGUGGCGCACUCCAUAGCUCGCGCUUGCGCACAAGGCCGCUUGAUAUCUUGCGGCUGCGAUCCUUUAGGAUAUCGGGCCUCACAUGACCCCCGCGGCAGAGCGAAGGUUGACAAAUGGGAGUGGAGUGGGUGUUCACAUAACUUGGCUUAUGGCAUCGAGUUCUCUAAGAAGUUCCUUGAUGUACGGGAGCAGGUGGACGACUUACAGUCCAAGAUAAACGUCCAUAACAACAAUGCAGGGAGAUCGAUUCUGUCAUCCCAUAUGGAGGUGCGAUGCAAAUGCCAUGGGUUGUCAGGUAGCUGUCAGCUUAGGACGUGCUGGAGAGCCACGCCUGACUUUAGAGCUGUAGCAUCUACAAUCAAACGACAGUAUAGAAAGGCGUUAAUGGUAGCUCAAGAGGAGUUAAAUAAUAGUCCCUCUGUUCUGAGAGGUAGACCCAGAGGCAAGAGGCGAGGGAAGGCGCGUCCUGCUCCGAAGACCAGCCUGCUGUUCUUUGAGAGAUCACCAAGUUUCUGCGACGUGAACCCUAGAACAGACUCAGCUGGUACAUCAGGCCGGGUCUGUCGCAUCGGUCGGACGACAAGGACGGGAUCCUGUGACCUGCUCUGUUGCGGACGAGGCCAUGCCUUGAUCAGGAAGUCUAGUAUAAAACCUUGUAAUUGCACCUUCCAUUGGUGCUGCAGGGUCGACUGCGAAAGAUGUCGUGACGACAAAUGGAUUGCGAUUUGUAAGUAG
Molecule: messenger RNA, 1125 nt
Organism: Spodoptera littoralis (African cotton leafworm)
Lineage: Eukaryota; Metazoa; Arthropoda; Insecta; Lepidoptera; Noctuidae
Source: the annotation of a GenBank genome assembly